AUGGCCUCCACCGGAGCCUCUGAUUCAGUCCGUUACUCAGAGGAACGGCACUUCAUUGUGCCGGUGAACCGGGCCGAUGUCGCAAUGCUGUGCUUGAACAGGUCGCAGAUUCUCUUCAACCUUGUGGGUGACUUGCUGUGCUACAGCGGGGCCAAUGAGGUCAACAUCCAAUUGAGCAUUGUCCGCUCUGCUUGUCGGGAGCUCCGCGACCAGAUCGAUGAAGAGUGCUUGACUUUUAACUAUGACGACAAUUGUGGGCUGGGUGGAAGCCGCUCGCGUGACCGAGACGAGAUCAUUGCUCUGAACAACUGGAUCUCGCGGCACCCGCGAUUGAAAUACUUUGAGUGCAUGAUUCGGAAUGCAGCGAAAUUCCGAGUGCUCUUGGAGGAGCUGCGAUUGCCUCCAAAUACUCGCUGCAGCUUCGUCUUUGAGUUUAAGGUCAGUGCCCGAGAGGUGGAGCAACUCCUGUGCCGCUUUUGCGUUCGGAGACUAUCGUUGAUGCCCGAGGACGAAAAGGACCCACAAGGCGGCUAUCCGAAUCCGAAUUCUCGCCCCUCCUGGCAGGCAACCCCCAGUCUGCACGUUCUCUGCCUGAGAAGUUGUUCGGACGAGAUGGUCCAGUCCUUCUUCUCGGUGAGUCCCAGACUGCGAAGACUUCAAGUGGUGGAUAGCAAGUUGCAGAGCAUUCCAAGCAACAUUUCACAGAACCUCACAAGCCUGAGCCUCACUGGGAUUACCAACCUCCCAGAUGAGCAGCUCUCGAAGCUCUUGAUGGCAUGCGAAAAUCUCCGGUCACUCUACAUCGCCAAAUCCCACAUGUCUCACAUUUCUUUUGCUUUACCAAAGCUGGAGCUCCUGUCUGUGACCCAUUGCCGGCAGCUCACAGACCAAUGUGCCACAGAGAUCCUCUCGCCAGCGAACAAUCCUCGCUUGAGAUUUCUGGAUUUGUCGGAAUGCAGAAGCCUCUUGGCUCCCACCGUCGAGCAUCCGGAGCUUGAAAUCGCGUGGCUGAUGCAUUGCCCACAGCUCACCGGACAGGCGCGAGGUUUAAAGCAUGCACUUCUUUGA
Messenger RNA from Durusdinium trenchii, 1068 nucleotides. Lineage: Eukaryota; Dinophyceae; Suessiales; Symbiodiniaceae. The record is from the annotation of a GenBank genome assembly.